Cucurbita moschata (crookneck pumpkin) is the source of this 1748-nucleotide messenger RNA. Its product is annotated as lipase. Bases 230 to 1603 code for a protein of 457 amino acids. The record is from RefSeq and is a predicted model, not a curated record. The transcript is spliced from 9 exons. NCBI's taxonomy places the organism in Eukaryota, Viridiplantae, Streptophyta, Magnoliopsida, Cucurbitales, Cucurbitaceae.
AAAAAGAAAAGAAAAGGAGAGAGCAGGAAAGGAGAGGACAGGACAUUCCCCAUAUAUUUGCUGCUUCUGCGGGGUCACUCACAUUCGACCACAUUUCCACAAGAGUCUUCUUCCUGCCCCUCUCUUCUUUCUUUCUCCCUCUCUUCUUUCUCGUCUCGGGUUGAACAAGAAGGCUCUCCUCUCUUCUGCUUUUUCUUUUUCGAUUCAAAUCAAAAGCAUAGCCAUAAUCAUGAUUACCCUCUGGAUUCAUGCUCUGCUUUUGACGGAGUUAUUCUUGACCUCUCUUGUUCAUUUGGUGUAUGCCUUCUACAUUUUUAGCACAGCCGUCGCGGGGGAUCUCUCCCAGUUCCUCUUCUCCCCCUCCCCCAAAGUUGCCGUCCAUCAGGGAUUCCCUGCAACCACAAUACCCAAUCCCCACGCUCUCCCUCCCAUUGUCUUAGUCCAUGGAAUUUUUGGUUUUGGCCAAGGAAGAUUGGGAUCUUUAUCCUACUUUGCGGGGGCCGAGAAGAAAGACGAUAGGGUGCUUGUCCCUGAUCUAGGAUCCUUAACCAGCAUUUAUGAUAGGGCUCGCGAAUUGUUCUAUUAUCUCAAAGGCGGACGAGUCGAUUAUGGGGAAGAACACAGCAACGCCUAUGGCCACUCUCAAUUUGGGCGACUUUAUGAACCAGGACACUAUCCUCAAUGGGAUGAAGACCAUCCUAUUCACUUUGUUGGCCAUUCUGCCGGAGCGCAGGUCAUUCGAGUACUCCAGCAAAUGCUCGCCGACAAGGCAUUCAAGGGGUAUGAGAAUACCAAUGCAAACUGGGUAAUAAGCAUGACGUCCUUAUCAGGAGUAUUCAAUGGGACUACCAGGACCUACUUGGAUGGGAUGCAGCCGGAAGAUGGGAGAUCAAUGAAGUCUAUAUCCCUGCUGCAGUUCUGCCGCCUGGGCGUUAUAGUAUAUGAUUGGAUUGACAUUCCCUGGUUGAGAGCAUAUUAUAACUUUGGGUUUGAUCACUUUAACAUGUCGUGGAAGAAAAUGGGUAUUUGGGGUCUUCUUGAUUGCCUCAUGGGAAAUUCGGGUCCGUUUGCGUCUGGAGACUGGAUCCUCCCUGAUCUUACCAUACAGGGUUCCAUCCAUCUCAACAACCAAUUACAGACCUUUCCUAACACGUACUAUUUUAACUAUGUAACCAAAUGUACUAGGAAGAUCUUAGGGAUCACGGUUCCAUCAAGCAUAUUUAGAAUCCAUCCCUUGUUUUUUAUUAGAGUUCUGCAGAUGAGCCAAUGGCGCCACCCUUCCGAUGUCGCGCCACCUUACAAAGACUACAGAGAUGAAGAUUGGCAAGACAACGAUGGUGCGCUUAACACCAUAUCCAUGACUCACCCACGUUUUCCAGUUGAGCAUCCAAGUCGUCAUGUCGUAAACGAUUCAGAUUGUAAACCCCUCGAACCUGGCAUCUGGUACUACAAGAUCAUUGAAGGUGAUCACAUAAUGUUCAUAGUGAAUCGGGAGAGAGCAGGAGUUCAAUUUGAUCUCAUAUAUGAUGGCAUAUUUGAACGUUGUAGAAAACAUGUGUUCAGGAAGAACCCUCCAACCUUGCCUAACGAAGCUCACGCAUAGGCGCUCUUACUGCUGAUCGCAAUAGCACUACAGAGUCUACAGCUAGGGAAUUCCAACAAGAAGUCAUUUGCCUCUUCCUGUAGUUACCCCCCCUCCCUUUUUCCCCUUUCAUGUAAAUAAAAAGUUUCUACGUUUGUUUUCCUCA